AUGGAAAAUAAUGAUUUGACUUAUUGGAAAAAUUAUCAAACAGCUAUGCAAUGGAUUCAAGGAAAUACAAUCAAUAAUGUACCAAUAUUGAUGAGAAAAGAAGAAGAAAAUACAAUGAUUGAUGAUGACCAAGAUAAACAACUUGAAUUUACGAUCGACGAUGAUUUACUAGAUUUUUAUCGUCUGUCACGAGAUCAUAAAGCAAAUCGAAAAAAUCAAAAAUCACAAGAAAAAAAUGAAGCUGAACAAUUUGAAUUAAUACCUGGCGAACAAAUGCGUCCUAAUGUUCAAUCGAUAAGUAAAUUACCACCUAUUAAUCGUACAAAAUUACGUCAAUUAGAACUCGAAUGGCUUUAUGGUUCAACAAAUUCAUCAAAAAUUCAUGCACGUGAAACACAUAUUCAAAUGGAAUUUGAUCAAAUAUUUGAUAAACGACAACCUUCCUAUUUUCCAAGUUUACCUAAUCGACUUCAAUUAGAUCCAGAUUCAUAUAAACAACGUUCUUGUUUUCCAACUAUUACUAUCUUAGAUUCAACUUCUUAG
Messenger RNA from Rotaria sordida, 543 nucleotides. The record is from the annotation of a GenBank genome assembly. Lineage: Eukaryota; Metazoa; Rotifera; Eurotatoria; Philodinida; Philodinidae.